Juglans regia (Persian walnut) is the source of this 1086-nucleotide messenger RNA. RefSeq lists its product as uncharacterized. NCBI's taxonomy places the organism in Eukaryota, Viridiplantae, Streptophyta, Magnoliopsida, Fagales, Juglandaceae. The record is from RefSeq and is a predicted model, not a curated record. Bases 1 to 1086 code for a protein of 361 amino acids. The transcript has a single exon.
AUGAAAGCACCUCCUGGUGAUCUACCUAAGGGGGACUCUCGGGUAUGCAAAUUUCAAAGAUCCUUAUAUGGUUUGAAGCAAGCAUCCAGACAAUGGAAUUCGAAGUUCAAAUCUAUGUUAUUUGACAUUGGAUUUACACAGUCAAAGGCAGAUUACUCCUUGUUUACUAAGAAGGAAGGACAUUCAUUUGUGGUUUUAUUGCUUUAUGUGGAUUAUAUCUUGCUUGCUAGCAGUGAUUUAGAGGCAAUUGAAUCUAUCGAAGCAACCUUAACUCUUUAUUUUAAAUUGAAAGAUUUGGGACCAGCCAAGUUCUUUCUCGGGAUGGAAAUUGCAAGAUCACAAAGAGGCAUUUCUUUAUCUCAAAGAAAAUACACUUUAGAGCUACUAGAAGAUUUUGGUUUAUUAGAUGUCAAACCUGUUUUGUUUCCACUGGAUACUUAUGUUAAAUUGUCAAAAGAUGAAGGUGACUUGGUUGAUGAUAUUUCUGGUUAUAGAAGAUUGAAUGGCAGAUUAAUUUACCUUACUCAUACCAGACCAAACAUUACUUUUGCAGUCCACCAUUUGAGUCAAUAUCUAGAUAGUCCUCGAAUACCUCAUCUUCAAGCUGCAAUGAGGAUUCUCAUAUACUUGAAAUUAGCUCUUGGACAAGGUCUUUUAUUUCCAAGUGAUUCCAAAGUGCAUAUAAAGGCAUUUUCAGACUCAAAUUGGGCAAGUUGUAUAGAUACUCGCAGGUCAGUCAGUGAGUAUUGUGUCAUUGGGGAUUCUCUGGUAUCUUGGAAAUCGAAGAAGCAAUAUACAGUUUCUAGAUCAUCAGUAGAAGCUGAAUAUAGAUCAAUAGCAUUUACAUUUUGUGAAAUAAUAUGGAUUCAGGCAUUACUUAAGGAUCUGCAUCAAUCACAUACACAGUUAGUUUUAUUGUUUUGUGAUAAUCAAGCUGCUCUUCAUAUAGCAGACAAUCCAGUUCAUCAUGAACGGACCAAACAUAUAGAGCUGGAUUGUCAUUUGGUGCAUGAGAAAAUAGAAGAAGGAUCACUGACUGUUCUACAUAUUGCUUAUGUUCAUCAAAUCGCAGAUUUGAUGACUUAG